GCAGGCACUCACCCAGCACCCAGCACCCAGUAAUAUGAUAGUGUGGGCUGCACAGUGGCAGUCAUUCCUCUCGUUAUUCCUCUCCACAGCUCUUACUCCACUCGUCUCUCCCCCCCAUCCAACAUCCUCUCCACCACAUCUCUCUAGCCUCUCAUCCCCCCAAUCGUCUCUCUCUCUCUCUCAAGCGUUAUCAUCCAUCCUCAACGUCGACGCCAACCAGCGCUCCGGUCGCUCCGGUCGCUCCAAGAUCCCUUCCUCCAUCCUCCCGCACAGCCCAAGCUCGCCAGCGCUCCGAGCGUCCUGCCUAGGCCGGGUGCGAUUCCCGGCCACCCCGUCUCCCACUCCUCCCAAUUUGCCACGAAUUGCCACCUCUCCCACUUGUCACUUUGCACUCCUCCUCCUCCCGUGUCCCAUUUGUCCAUUUGUCCAUUUGUCCAUCACCCAAACUCCCUUCCCCCGCGUCACGACGCGUCUCCUCUCUCCGAUCCACGAUCAAUCCUUCCUCUUCUUCUUCUUCUUCCUUGGUCCUCCCUCUCCCUCUCCCUCUCCACACCUCCCUCUCCCCUCUCGUCACCUAUCCUACUCCCCAUCGACCAGUGCAAAGCACCAAUCCUCCUAUAGAGUUUACCCAGUGUCAACGAUUCGCCCUCGCCCAUCUCACCACGCUCUCCCCGCAGACUACACUAGCUCGGUAGCUCAACUGUCCCUUGUUGAGCAUUGUCCCGAACGGCCCCGAUAGCUGCCGCGCGCCGCCGCAUAACCGACCACGAAAUGCUGUCGGCUCUGAUGUGUACUGGUGACCAAACGUCAACGACAUCUCCGCCACCCCAGCUUUCAGCGCCCGAGCGAGAGUCUUCUCUCGACUCGCUUGCCCAGUCGUCCCACAUACUUCGCACGCCCGACCUCUCAGCCCUGGAGGUAGACUUUGGUCAACUUCGUAACAGCGACACGGUGCCCUCGCGCUC
This is a messenger RNA of Cutaneotrichosporon oleaginosum, 965 nucleotides long. RefSeq lists its product as uncharacterized. The record is from RefSeq and is a predicted model, not a curated record. Lineage: Eukaryota; Fungi; Basidiomycota; Tremellomycetes; Trichosporonales; Trichosporonaceae.